AUGGCGUGCCCUCACAAUGCUGUUCUUCUUUGUUCAUCCCAUUACAGGGUUGUCAUCCCUAAAUGUACGGAAUUAGCUUUCGAUACUCAAACUGCCUUGACGACAAGUACAAUAAGUUCCACAGUAAAGGGUCAGGUGAAAGGCUGCAUUGUGAUGGAACCUGCUAGGGAAUAUUUAAAUUCCAAAAAGAUAUGUUGUAUGCAGAAUGACUGCAUUUUUGUUAGGUCUUCCAAGGAACUUAGGAAACACAUGAAAGCAGAUCAUCCAUGUGCUCAACCGCGCAAAGCGAAGCUGACCCUUGAGAAAAAAUGA
This is a messenger RNA of Hibiscus syriacus, 312 nucleotides long. RefSeq lists its product as uncharacterized. NCBI's taxonomy places the organism in Eukaryota, Viridiplantae, Streptophyta, Magnoliopsida, Malvales, Malvaceae. The transcript is spliced from 2 exons. Bases 1 to 312 code for a protein of 103 amino acids. The record is from RefSeq and is a predicted model, not a curated record.